Anopheles bellator is the source of this 829-nucleotide messenger RNA. RefSeq names its product perlucin-like. Bases 37 to 537 code for a protein of 166 amino acids. The record is from RefSeq and is a predicted model, not a curated record. The transcript has 2 exons. NCBI's taxonomy places the organism in Eukaryota, Metazoa, Arthropoda, Insecta, Diptera, Culicidae.
GAUUUGUUUGGAACAUCGACACAGGAGCAGAGGAUCAUGAGGUACGUAGUUUUAGUAUUUCUCUUCGCCGCACACCACUGCGUUUCUAGUCCACCCAGUCGGUCCAAUGCAGCCCAUGAACGGACCGAUGUCGGAGCACCAACCAGCGAAGAAGUCUCGAAACGGUAUUACGUUUUCAACAGCCGUGGCGUAACGUUUUUCGAGGCCUGGAGACUCUGUCAGAGCGUUGGCCAUCGAUUAGCGACAAUCACCAACCAGAACGACACCCGUUCGGUGGAGGCAGCCAUUCAAGCUUCGAGCAACUCCAAAGGACCCUGGUGGAUCGCAGGCACCGAUCUCGGCAAUGAAGGAGUGUUUGUCUGGAUUUCCACCAACCAGCCGGUGGGCUUCCGAACGGGAUACUCAGAUUACGCACCCAAUCAACCGGAUAAUGCUGGCGGAAACGAGCACUGUCUGGAAAUUGGGCAUGACGGUGGAACGUGGAAUGAUGCAGCGUGUGAUGCGAAGCACCGAUACAUUUGUGAGCAUGGCGGAUGAGUGCGCGACUUAAAUUAUAAAGAAAUCACAUUAUUAUUGAAAGACGUAUGAUCAUAGUUAUGAUUGAAGGACACGAAGGAACAAGAACAUUUAUUUAAACUGUGUUCUUCCUUUCUUUUGCACGUCGAUCGCUUGCCGUCGAUGAAAUCAAACGCACCGUGAUUGCCUACUUCCAGGCGCUUUUCCCUCAAGGUACGUCGCGAGGACAAUGAUGUAUAGGGUGCGCCGUCUAAAGUACCGUUUUUCAUUUGGUUUUGAAAUAAAACCGGAUGAAUAUUUUUCGAUGCUUGAA